CUGUUUGAUGUAGCUUAGUGGCAAUCAAAUCGAAAACAAAAUGGCGGGUUUAAAGGAUCAGACAGAAAAGAACAAUAUUUUUGAGCAAAAUUUUUCUCAGUCUGAACCUACUGAAAAGGACAAGGAAACAGUAGCACAACUUGAACAUAAAGAAAAACAGUUUUCUGUGAACGAUGCCCAAUCUAUUGAAGAAAUUGACACAGCAGCUGAAGCAAAAAAUUUAUUGAACACGAAAAUUCCAAAUCAGGACAAGCCAAAAAGCGAACCAUUCCCAGUUUUGCCGUGCCUGCCCACAUCAUCGAAAGUAACUUCUAGCGGCGGCUCAGGAUGGGGAUCGUGGGCGGCAUCGUUGCUAACAAACGCCCUUCAGUUAGACGAAGAUGAUGACGACCCGACAACUGUCCCCGUGUCAUCCGACGGUCGAAGCGAAGUUGUGUCGGCACAGCCGGAAGUGAAUCUACCGAAGGAGCAGAUGAAAAUAGAGAGAGGAAAUACUAAGGAAGAGGAAAAUGAUGAUUCUGAUGACAAGGAUGAAGAUGGAGGGGGAUAUGGGGACUAUCUGACGGGUUUAUCUGGUUGGGGUGCAGGAUGGGUUACUGGAGCUCUCGAACAAGCCAAGCAACAGAGCGCAGUUGCUGCAGAUUUCCUGAAACGGGACUUGAACGAGUUUGCAAAUGUGGUGAAAAAAGAUACAUCUGAUCUGGCAAACACGACGACCAGGACGCUGCAGACGACGCUCAAUGUUAGUGAUGAGUCGAUGGGCAAAUUCAAAGGGGAUGUAUCUAGUUUCUUGGGAACUGUCAAGUCCACUCUGUAUACUACGACUGCGCAGUUUUACGAAGAUGAGGAGAGAGUUUCAAGUGGUAGUGGAACGGGGCAGCGCAGAACGACCGAGAACACUUUAGAGGCAAAACUAGAUUCACUCUUCAAGGACCCCAAAACAUACACUACCAACCCAACAGAGACUGAGGCGUUCGAGGUCUUCUGUGCGACGUUCAAGGUGGACUCGAUGAAGAACGAGAUCUCCUCUCUCCUCAUAUCACACUCAGAUGUUCGAAUACUCUACUCGCGACUCGUACCUUCCCAGGUGAGUCACAUGGACUUCUGGUCCAGGCUGUGGUUCAAGAGACAGGCAUUGGAGUCUGAGGCAGAAAGGAAGACGGAGCUACUCUCCAAAGUGCAAACUUCUCUCCACGGAGACUUGGAAGAUUGGGGGGAUGACGACGAAGAAGAUUACGAGGAGGGUCAGGGCGAAGACGACGGGGAGGGGAAUAAGACGCAGAAUUCAGAAAUUUCUGAGAGCGCUUCAAAAGGUCAACACAACGAGACUUUGAGUGAAACAGAUGAUAUUGAGGCAAACAUCAGAAAGGCAAAUGCAGACCCUGACACUUCAGUGGUAUUAUCAGUGGGGGAGGACACAACCACGGGGACAGACGGGGAUGAAGAUGGAAAUGUAGAACUUACAGUACAUAUCGACAAUGAAGAGGACUCGGACAAGAUGGAAACACCACCCGAUUCCUCAACAAGUGACGAGUGGGAAAAAGAUUUCGAAGAUUGCAGAUCGUAGACAAAUAUCACUCGUAAAAAUGAAAAUUGAAAUGAGAUUCCUCACGAUACGAUGGUCGUUGAUUGGGUACAAUAACGUGCUCUCAUGUGUGAAGAAAUUGGAAAAUAAUAGUAUUAGCAUCUUAUCUAGAUUUAGUUUUUAUAUCAGCAAGUAUCGAUUCAUUUGUAACAUAAACCACAACUCUCAGUUACUUCAAAAUUGUGCAUAUUUGUGUAGCAAAAAAUAUUUUGGAUUUGGUGCAAACUCACCAGUGUUUCAGAAGAAAACUAUUUGGGGCUUAUUUAUGAAUCUGUAUGCUAUAAUUUAACUCUUUCCGGAAA
This is a messenger RNA of Symsagittifera roscoffensis, 1887 nucleotides long. Its product is annotated as BSD domain-containing protein 1-like. Gene Ontology annotation, cellular component: cytoplasm. NCBI's taxonomy places the organism in Eukaryota, Metazoa, Xenacoelomorpha, Acoela, Convolutidae. The record is from RefSeq and is a predicted model, not a curated record. The coding region runs from base 41 to 1567 and encodes 508 amino acids. The transcript is spliced from 7 exons.